Harpegnathos saltator (Jerdon's jumping ant) is the source of this 1687-nucleotide messenger RNA. Its product is annotated as SRR1-like protein. Lineage: Eukaryota; Metazoa; Arthropoda; Insecta; Hymenoptera; Formicidae. The coding region runs from base 666 to 1496 and encodes 276 amino acids. The record is from RefSeq and is a predicted model, not a curated record. The transcript is spliced from 3 exons. Gene Ontology annotation, cellular component: nucleus; cytoplasm.
ACACGACACUUUUCCGCGCUGUUGAUCGUCGUCCGCUUGUUUAGACCGUCGAGCAGAUACUGUGCGUCGGUUACGUUGCGUUUAAUUUUAACGGGACUUCCCAUUGUUGAGGUUUUUGAGCAUACGACACGCGACAUAUAUACAUCAGCGGGACAAAUGUUCAUAGAUAGAGAAAUACGUCGAGUAUGUCGAGUAUGUACAGGCAGAUACAUUAAUCGCAUUUCCCAUGCUUACACUCGGCGAUCGGUCUAUUUAUUGUAACAUCUGAGCAGCAUUUUCGCGCUUUAUACGGUUAAUAUUUCGAGUCAGUUGCUCGAUUUGAUGAAAGAAGAGAAAAAACAAUGAAAAAUAUCGGUGACUCGCACGCGCGUUUCGAGAUUGCCUCGUGAGUAUUUGCGCAGCGUGACUAUUAUCGCACGCGACUGUACAUUACUAUUGUCUUCAUAGCGAUAAAAAGAUAAAAUAUGACAAUAUUAGCUCCUAAUUUACAGUGCGCGCGUGCAUACAAGGACACGCGAUUAUAAAACCUCCGGAGUAUAGUCGAUUGAGAAAAUUCUAUAAAUUAAAAUUAACUUUUAUACCGCUCGCGGAGCGAUCGCAGAUAGUGGCACCAUCUGACGCACGGUUGAAUAAAUAAUUUCAAUGACAUCGAAUGGCGGAACAUCAUGCUGAGUAUGAGCGACUUUGUGCUUGUGAAUCGUCGAAGAAAACGCUGCAACGGAAGGAGAAAUUUCAGCAGAGGAGCGGAGACCCUUACUCAGGCUUGGGAGGGUUGCGAAGUCGAUCACGACUCUUCUUAUUAUUAUUACCUCCUUCGCACGUUAGACGGCACGUUAGUCAAGAUCAGAGACACGUCGUUCGCCAAGCUCGUUCUUAGUCGGCUGACGGAAUCAUUGACUAUUCUAAACUCUAAUGGUAUUUCCGAGAUAGUCUGCUACGGGUUAGGACGAUUUUCUCAACACAGGUCGUCGAGAUAUCAAUUGGCGCUUCUGCUGUACCUGAAGGAGCGAUAUGAUGCUCGCGUGUAUAUAUACGACCCGAUCUUUAAUCCCCAGGAGGUGCUAGUGCUGCGUGCUUUGGGUUUAGAGAUUAUAGAAACAAACGAAGAAGGCAAACGCAUCGUCCGAGAUGAAACUACGACUCUUGUAUACAUGCCACAUUGCUCCAGGCAACUGAUGAAUAAUUUCCUCUAUGCUAACUGGGGAGAUGGCUUGAGCAACUGCAUUCUAUUUGCCAAUAGUUUCUCGAGGAUAAUCAACAGUUGCUCGCGUAGAAUCAUAUUGGACACAGCGGGUUACAUGCUGCGCAUUCGGCCUUAUGUUACAGAGCUUCAAUUGGAAAAUUCCUUCGUACACGAGGAAGUUUUCAACGACCUUAACAUUCAUAUCUUUACUAAGCAAGACUUGCUUAAGAUACCGCCAGAUUUCUGGGACUCUAGAGAGGAACCUCGAUAUUUGACAGAUGAAGUAGAAUUUAUUAGAACGGCGACACUGUGAUAAAAUAUACAACAAUGAAUAAUAAUAUUCAAAUUGUACGUUCUCUUGUGCAACAACUCCGUCGAGUCUCGCAAAAUAAGAGUACGAAGGAUAAUGCCAUGUUACAAUACAUUAUGGAACAGGCACAUGCUCACAAAGAAACAUCUGAAGUGUUGUGCAAAGCAAGAGAGGAAUUGAAGAAUUUAGCGGAA